Messenger RNA from Suillus subalutaceus, 687 nucleotides. RefSeq lists its product as uncharacterized. The coding region runs from base 1 to 687 and encodes 228 amino acids. Lineage: Eukaryota; Fungi; Basidiomycota; Agaricomycetes; Boletales; Suillaceae. The record is from RefSeq and is a predicted model, not a curated record. The transcript is spliced from 5 exons.
AUGCAAGAACCAGAACCAGAAUCCGAUACAUGCUACUAUGCACCUUAUUCUCCUGACUAUGAUUCUGGUUACUCGGUCAAUACGUCUGAUAAUGAGGAUCGUGAUCCGCUCAACUGGCAGCCUCCUAUCAUCGAAACGGACUUCACCAAUAUCGACGAAGCGCUCGAACUUAAAUUAAAUACUGCAGACUCACUCUAUCGAUUAUUCAAGGCAGGAAAACUCAAAGUCCAGAUUGUGAUGAAUGGUGCCAAACGAGUACUCACUCCUCCAUUGCACUCUGGAUCGAAGGCCAAAUUUAUACCAUUGAGGAACCACCGCGGCAGUAAGAAGUGCGCCCAGACCGUGACUAAUAAACAAAAGCAGCAUGUUCGGAACGUGUCUGAUGAGCCAACCCCUCGUUCACUCGUGGCAUUCUCACAUCAAAACAGUCAACCGCCUCCCGGGCCCUCCCUUGAUUAUAACCUUUGCGCAGGAGUCCCAAUCAUCUGGCCAGAGGAUAUGCGUCCUUUGGUCAUGCUCUUUCCAUGGGAACGUUACCAUGAUGGCCAGGAUGGCCUACCAUUCACUAUCGACACUUGGCUUACUCGCGCUCAUUUGCUCCUCCCUCGCGUCAAUACUAGGACUUUGUUUGCAUUGAGAUUUUGCACACCUCUUGGUUACGCUUACCACUUGGCUAAGACUGGUUGA